Molecule: messenger RNA, 4627 nt
Organism: Cinclus cinclus
Lineage: Eukaryota; Metazoa; Chordata; Aves; Passeriformes; Cinclidae
Gene: FURIN
Product: furin, paired basic amino acid cleaving enzyme
Exons: 15
Coding region: 1037-3406 (789 amino acids)
Biological process (GO): peptide hormone processing
Cellular component (GO): trans-Golgi network; Golgi membrane
Molecular function (GO): serine-type endopeptidase activity
Source: RefSeq, a predicted model, not a curated record
GUGUGGAGCUCACCCUGGCACCAUUAUGUCGUGGGCUCCCUUACACUGGGUUGGUCACUCCCUGCUCUUUCCCUACAAGAUUCUUGCGUUUGCCCUCCCACAACGUAUGAGCUGUUCCUGGGCAUCCUUGGGUUCAUACUGGAGGUGACGGUGUGCCCCUUUUCCUGGUCCUGGUUUCCACCGGGUUGCGGGGGUGAGUCACACCGGUGUCACCAUGUUGUGCUCCAGAGGAAGGGCAGAGCUGAGCUGCUGCUGGUGACAGGCAGCACAGCACUUUCAUGGCUGCCGGGCGCUGUCUGGUCUGUCUGGUCAGUGGCUGGGGAGAUGAGAGCCUGGGGCUGUGCUAGCUGGAGAUCAGGAGCUCCCCUUGACUUUCUUCCUUCCAUUCUCAUUUUGCUGGGAUUCCUCACAUAGCACCUGGGGACGUCUCCUUUGGUCCCCCCUUGGGUCUGGAGAGGCAGGCCUACUGUCCCAGUUGCUCCCACCUCUGUACGCAUAAAGUCCCAUCCCAUCUGGAGCAGGGGUAGUGGCAGCAGGAAGAACAGUGUCCCUGGCCUCACCUCUCCCCUCCUUUCGUGCCCUCCUCUCCUCCUGGUUGAUUUCCUGUUUAUAAGCAAACAUUGGGUAAUAGGCAAGAUAAACAAGCAUCUCCAUGCAAGGGCAGACAUGUGGGCACACUGCCAAGCCAGGUGGCUCAGUAGCUGUCCCUGUGUUGUGGGGGACAGCAGGGGCUGUGUUCCAUGGCCCUCUUGCCCAGUGGCUGUCCCACGUCUUGGCAGGUGCAGCCAGCCCUCCCUAGGUCUGAGGAAAGGUGCCCUGCGCCUGACCACUGUCCUGUCUCUCUGCAGAUCGUGCUUCUGUCCUGGACGGUCUGUUCCUGUGCUUUUGUGGGCUUGGCCCCAUGUGGGCUUGGGCUGAGCCGGGACCAGCAGGGCAGAGAGGCCAGUGUGCCUCGGAGUGCUGACGCUGGGAGGCUGCUGGACCUGCUGCUCCCAGGACCCUCCUCCUCCCCAGCUCGAGGAACCCCGAUACUCUGAUGGAUCUGAGGCCCUGCUCGCUACUGUUGCUCUGGACUCUGAUGGUUGCCCUCACUCUCCUGGACCAGGAGGUGCUGGCCCAGCAUAUUUACACCAACACCUGGGCUGUGCUCGUUCCUGCAGGACCCCAGGAGGCUGACAGGCUGGCCAGGAAGCAUGGAUUCCUCAACCUAGGCCCGAUCUUUGGCGACUAUUACCACUUUCGGCACCGUGGCGUGGUGAAGCGCUCCCUCUCGCCCCACCAGCCCUGGCACAGCCGCUUGGCCAGGGAACCGCAGGUGCAGUGGCUGGAGCAGCAGGUGGCAAAGCGCAGGACCAAGCGAGACAUUUUCAUGGAGCCCACGGACCCCAAGUUCCCACAGCAGUGGUACCUGUACAACACAAACCAGCGGGACCUGAAUGUGCGCCAGGCCUGGGAACAGGGCUACACAGGCAAGGGCAUAGUGGUGUCCAUCCUGGAUGACGGCAUUGAGAAGAACCACCCUGACCUGGAGGCCAACUAUGACCCAGGGGCAAGUUUUGAUGUUAAUGACCAGGACCCAGACCCGCAGCCCCGCUACACACAGAUGAAUGACAACAGACAUGGCACGCGCUGUGCUGGGGAAGUGGCUGCUGUGGCAAACAAUGGCAUUUGUGGUGUUGGCGUGGCGUACAACGCCAGGAUCGGAGGUGUGCGCAUGCUGGAUGGGGAGGUGACUGAUGCUGUGGAGGCCCAUUCCCUGGGUCUUAACCCCAACCACAUCCACAUCUACAGUGCCAGCUGGGGCCCUGAGGAUGAUGGCAAGACUGUGGAUGGCCCGGCCCGGCUGGCAGAGGAGGCUUUCUUCCGUGGGGUUAGCCAGGGCCGAGGCGGGCUGGGCUCCAUCUUCGUCUGGGCAUCUGGGAAUGGGGGCCGUGAGCAUGACAGCUGCAACUGUGACGGUUACACCAACAGCAUCUACACACUGUCCAUCAGCAGCACCACACAAUACGGCAACGUGCCCUGGUACAGCGAGGCCUGCUCCUCCACCCUCGCCACCACCUACAGCAGUGGCAACCAGAAUGAGAAGCAGAUUGUGACAACUGACCUCAGACAGAAGUGCACCGAGCUGCACACUGGCACAUCGGCCUCAGCACCCCUGGCUGCUGGCAUCAUCGCCCUCGCCCUGGAGGCCAACAAGAACCUGACCUGGCGGGACAUGCAGCACCUGGUGGUGCAGACCUCAAAGCCAGCUCACCUGAAUGCCAAUGACUGGGUCACCAAUGGCGUUGGCCGCAAAGUGAGCCACUCGUAUGGCUAUGGCCUGCUCGAUGCUGGGGCCAUGGUGAGCCUGGCCAAGAACUGGACCACGGUGGGACCUCAGAGGAAGUGUGUCAUUGACAUCCUUGCAGAGCCCAGGGACAUUGGAAAACGUCUUGAGGUGCGGCGGAAGGUGGAUGCCUGCCUGGGGAAAGCCAACUACAUCAGCCGGCUGGAGCACGCGCAGGCCAGGCUGACGCUGUCCUACAACCGGCGGGGGGACCUGGCCAUCCACCUGGUCAGCCCCAUGGGCACCCGCUCCACCCUCCUGGCUGCCAGGCCCCACGAUUUCUCAGCCGAUGGGUUCAAUGACUGGGCCUUCAUGACGACACACUCGUGGGACGAGGACCCCUCUGGGGAGUGGGUGCUGGAGAUUGAAAACACCAGUGAUGCCAAGAACUACGGCACGCUUACUAAGUUCACACUUGUGCUGUAUGGGACGGCCACCGACUCCCCCAGCCUCUCCAACCAGCUGGAGAGCAGUGGCUGCAAGACCCUGACCCCCAGCCAGACCUGUGUGGUCUGUGAGGAGGGGUACUACCUGCACCAGAAGAGCUGCCUGAAGCGCUGCCCUCCUGGCUUCGCACCCGGUGUCCAGAGCACGCACUACAAUUUGGAGAACAGCGUAGAGCCUAUCGCACCCCACCUCUGCCUGCCCUGCCACCCCUCCUGUGCCACCUGUGCGGGACCUGGCCCCAACCAGUGCCUCACCUGUCCUGCACACUCCCACUUCAGCAGCCUGGACCUCUCCUGCUCCCACCAGACACAGAGCAGCCGUGCAUCCCCUGCCCUGGCAGAUGGCGAGGGACCAGCUGAGGCCCCUCCUCCAGUCAACUUGCCUGUCCUCAUUGCCAGCCUCAGCUGCAUCCUCAUCGUCAUCAUCUUUGUCACCAUCUUCUUGGUGCUGCAAGCACGCUCAGGCUUCAGCCUGCGGGGUGUGAAAGUGUAUGCCCUGGACAGCGGGAUCAUCUCCUACAAGGGGCUCCCCUCCGACAUCUGGCAGGAGGAGGGUCCCUCUGAGUCGGACGGUGAGGAUUACGAGGCCCACAGCGAGAGGACUGCCUUCAUCAGAGACCAAAGUGCCCUUUGAUGAGCCCUCCUGCCCCUCCCUCCUCCCUGCCCAGUACUGCAGGGCUGGGGCAGGUGAGGCUGAGGGGCUGUGGACUCUGCCCCUGUCUUCUUCCUGCACUGCAGCAGCCCGGGGCUCCCACCCACUGGCACCGUCCCUCAGCCCCAGUCUGGGGGCCAGGCAUGGUCCUGCAGGCACCAUCCCUAGCACAACACCGUCCCAGUCUUGCACCAUCUCUCCUGGCCCUGUGUCCGUCCUGUGCCACAUGCCGCGGUGGUUGGUGGCAGUGGUGCCCCUGCUAGGUACAGGGCUGCUGCUUCACAGGGGUCCUGCGUGUUCUCCAGGGUGGGCAGUGUGUGAAGUCCCUGGGUUGCCAUGGCUCAAGGUGGGCUGGCUGGGGCAGGGGUGUCUUUGCCCCUAGGGCUGAUCCCAGCCUGUGCCACGGCAUCCCCCUGCCCCUCCCACCCUUUCCCCCUGCAGAGCUGUGUCCCAGGCUCAGUUUGUUGUGUCCCAGCUCCCUGCCGCCUCCUCUGGGCCUGACUGCUUCCUCCCGUGCUCUUCGACAGCAAUAAUGGCCAGGCCUCAGCUGCUGCUGCCCACUGCCUGCCCAUCCCACCGCCACUGCCUGCAGCGGGUAGGGGCCCUGGCACUGGGGAGCAUCAGGCUGGGCACCACCUGACCCUCUGCCCAUGGCAUAGCCCACACCUGGGCAGGGACCCCUCGCACAGUCCCUGCUUUGGGGGGCUGCCUCGGGCCCCUUGUGUUCUGCCCCUGGGCAGGGCUGUAGGUGCUGCUGGCUGGGACUGUCGGGUAGCGCCAGUGCCAGCACUGCCCCAGCUCUGCCUGUGUCCUGCCUGUGCUGGGCAGUGCCCAGUAUUCCUGCAGCCCUAGCCCCCUGAUGUGCCUUGCCCCCACUUGGUGACAAUCUGUUCUGCUCCCCGCUGGAGCCCUUCCCCUUGCUGCCCCUUCCCUGUGGGCUGGGGGCCAGUGCCACAAGCCCCUUUGCCGUCCGCUGCCGCACACCGGGGCCGUGAUGCAGGUUCCAACCUGCGCCAGCCAUGGACGGAGCCACUGGCCAGGGGCCACAGGACUAUUUUUCUAUAACAACUUUUUGGUGCACAGUAAUUUUUUCUUGUAAUUUAAUCAGCCAGGAGCUGCCUCCUGAGCCUGUUUUUAAUUUAAUGGAUGUGGAUAUAACGCUAGAGAGACUGAGUUAUUAAAUGUUCAGAACUAUGCAAACCA